Messenger RNA from Olea europaea var. sylvestris, 790 nucleotides. RefSeq names its product receptor-like cytosolic serine/threonine-protein kinase RBK2. The record is from RefSeq and is a predicted model, not a curated record. The transcript is spliced from 5 exons. Gene Ontology annotation, biological process: protein phosphorylation. Gene Ontology annotation, molecular function: ATP binding; protein kinase activity. Lineage: Eukaryota; Viridiplantae; Streptophyta; Magnoliopsida; Lamiales; Oleaceae. The annotation marks the transcript as partial.
AUUGCAGUUGGAACUGCUAGAGGCUUACUUUACUUGCAUAAGAGUUGUCCAAGAAGAAUAAUUCAUAGAGAUAUUAAGGCUUCAAAUGUUUUAUUAACAGCUGAUUUUGAACCCCAGAUAUCUGAUUUUGGGUUGGCUAAGUGGCUUCCAUCACAAUGGACUCAUCACUCAAUUGUUCCUAUAGAAGGAACAUUUGGACAUUUAGCGCCGGAGUACUUUAUGCAUGGUGUCGUAGACGAGAAGACAGAUGUGUUUGCUUUCGGAGUCCUUUUACUUGAGCUUAUUUCCGGAAAGAAACCAGUAGAUGGUUCUCAUCAGAGCUUACAUAGCUGGGCAAAACCAAUAUUAGACAUAGGAGAAUUCAAAAAGUUAAUUGACCCGAGGCUUGGAAAUGAAUACGAUGCAACACAGCUUAGUCGACUUGCAUUUGCAGCAUCUCUCUGCAUUCGAGCUUCUCCUAUUUGGCGCCCGUCCAUGAGUGAGGUAUUGGAUGUAAUCUUAAUGGAAGAAGAAAUUGAAAAGGAAAAGUGGAAAAUGCCUGAGAAAGAAGAAUAUCAGGAAGACUUUUGGGAUUUUGAGGAUCUUGAAUGUGAAUAUGAUAGUUCCUGCUCAACCUCCUUGCACGAAAUAAUUUCAACCACCAGUUCUUAGAACCCGAAAAACGGUUUUUUUUUUUUUUUUGAUAUAUAUAAUAUAUUUUAUAUGUAGAUUACAAACAUAUUUUAUGUAACUCUACAAGUACUUGUAUAUAUAAUUUUUGUAAAAAAAAUAAGUUCUAUCUCGACUAUUA